This is a messenger RNA of Aplysia californica (California sea hare), 4042 nucleotides long. Its product is annotated as serine-rich adhesin for platelets. NCBI's taxonomy places the organism in Eukaryota, Metazoa, Mollusca, Gastropoda, Aplysiida, Aplysiidae. The transcript is spliced from 8 exons. Bases 83 to 4042 code for a protein of 1319 amino acids. The record is from RefSeq and is a predicted model, not a curated record.
GAACUGUGUGAAGCAUGCUGCCAAUAAGAAUUAUUGAGCGACCCUGAUUUGGAGAUUCUGGGAUAUUCUUGAAUAAAGCAAAAUGAACCUCUGUCGAUGCUGCAAAACAUCUCACAGAGGCCUUAGGUUUAUGCACUCUCAACCUGGGAAUGCAGAUGAUGUGAAGAACAAAUUAUCCUGUGAAGUUCUUGCAGCGUUAGGUGACACCAGCCUUAGCUGGUUCGAUGACUUGACUGCAGCCCACAUUGACGCUCAGGCCACAAGGAAGGAUGCCGAGCGUCAGGUUCAAGAUGAGUCAGAAUUCUGGUCACCGUGUCCAAGGGGAGGUGUUUUCUCGGUGGCUGUUCCCAACAAGAACAGAAACGGAGACAUGACCCCCAUGACAGCUUUGCUAUCUACCUCGGGGAAUACCUCCAAUAUUUUGCUCAAUGCGUCCCCGUCGAUGCAAAGUCCCAUGAACGGCUUGAAGUGUGACCAGUCAGCUAUUUCCUGGACCAGCGCCAUGGCCACGCCCCUUGACCCUUCCUCCGCCUUUGCUUCAUUUUCAGAAAGCAAGGAUGAAAACUUUGCCUUUGGGGAAAUGGAUGAAGGCAACAUCACAAUCACUGAACAGUCAGCGACUGAGGCUGGCAAAUUGAAGCCCUUCAGUCGCCAGCUGUUCUCCCCGGGGCAAACGUCCUUGAACGACGACAGCCUCAGCGAGAUGUUCAAUGCUGAUGCCGCGACCUCUGAUAUGACUGUUGAGCUGGAGAGCACGCUGAUGAGCGAGGGGGAGCUGCCUUGUACGGCUGACAACACCUUGACCUCUAAUCCUGAGAGUGCAGAGAAAGUAAAUGAGGACGGAAGAAAAAUGAAGAAAUCUUGGCCACAUGGGUCGGGAUCUGUGGUGACAGUUGGUGACCAUACAGAAAAUAGACAAGGAGUGAAGCUUGCUUGUUUAAAAGAACCAAGUCAUUCCAAUGGUGAUCUCAAAGGCUCACGUUUUCCAGCUCAUGAAUUGAGCAGUGAAUCGGGUAAAAAAGGUUCAUCUAUUCGAGAUGAUGCAGGAAGAGGAAGUCGGGAGAAAGGCUUGACUGUACUUGAUAAUUCUGAUGUAGGAGGAGAUUGUUCUAUAGCUGUAUCUGACAGGUCAGGUCUGUCGGAAGAAAAUUUUCAAGACUUUCAAACCCCGCAUGAGGUCGAGAAUGAAAGAGUGAAAGAUAAAGAUCGCAGUGUAGAAGAUGAAAGACGCUCGAGUCACAUAGACGAGUUGUUGUCAAUGGUGUUCUGUAGUCAGGAGAGUUCUCCUGCAGAAGCCGGUACAAAGGACGGAGGGCAAGUUACGCAGAUGCAUGUAGAGGAAAAUACAAAGUGUGAAGUGUCGGGAGUUGGUGAGAGGUGCUCUGGUAACAAAGAUCGGAGAGCCGAGGUACAGGCUUUGAAUUUACCGAGAGACUCCUUAGGUGUAAAUACUCUAUUCGAUGGUACGAGGAAGAAUUCUGAUUUAGGAGAUGUUGAUCAAACUACGCCAGUGAGAAAGGUUGGUCUCGGAAAUGUACAAAGUUUUGUUGGUGAAAGCUGUGAUCCAGGAAAAGGUUGCUCAAAUUUGGAACAUUCCCUUGUUCCUAUGACUGAUCUAGGUAAAAGAUUAUCAAAUGGCCUCGAUGAGGGGUCAAAAACUCCACAGUCAAUUCUGAAAAACCCUAAGACCCCAAAGUUGUCAACCAGGAAAAAAGUGCGCUUCUCCACCGAGGAUAUGGGACCAGGAGAUGUAGAAAAUACAGCUGGAGGUAAUCUAAGCACGGUAGAAGGGCUAGAUAUGACAGUGAGUGACAACGAACAUCUGAAGGAACUGAGUGACAGCGGACGUCUGAAGAAACUGAGUAACAGCAAGAGGGAAUUCCUUAUGGGUGAGCAGCUACCCCCUAGUGAGAUAACGGAAGACGCUCCUGAGCUCAAUGAACUCGGGGAUGCUGUUUUAGCUGAUUUGUCUCUCUCGAUGUUUGAAGCAGACGACGGAGGUGAACAUGAAAGUGUGUGGGAGGAAGAGGAGCCGUUGUUGAGUUCUCAGGUGGAGGGACUUGCCGAUAGAGUCAGUGGGCUCUAUGAAGAGGGUGACGCGGAAAUGUCUCACGAGGAAGUGGACGAUGCGGAGUCCGGUCUUGCUGCUGUGGGAUGUGAAACAGACGGCUUCGGUCCGGAUGAUUCUUUCGAAGUUCUGGCGUCAAGUUUCUGUAGCCAGGUGUUGCUGAGUUCUCAGGUAGACGACAGAGCUGACAGACACAGGGCGGUGCAGGAGGAAGUGCGCGACCCUUGUCUCGCGGAGAAAGUGUUGAGAGUUGAUGUACCUCACAGGAAGAAUAGUUCAGAAAGUUCAGAAAGUUUUUUUAAGGAGGACGAUUUAGUAAAGUGUUCUGAGGUGAAGUGUGGCACAGAAAAUAAACAGGCUACUGUUAUGGUAUCAGAGAAUAAGAAGGCUGGUACAAUGAAUGGUUUCAGAACUCUAGACUGUGACUUUGAAGAGGAUGAUGAAAGUUUAUGUUUGGCUGUGGCUUUGGCCGAGAAUCAGCAAAUUUGUGAUAAGGAGAAAGCAUCUCCUGAUGUUGACGGCAACAGUGUCUGUGUUGAUGGGGGAAGCAGUGAUGAAGACAAAGGCGGAUUGGUCAAGGGUGUUGUUGACAGCAAGAGCGGUGUACCUUCUCGCACUAUUGAUGAACAGAAGACGAAAGAGUGUUCCCGAACUGUGGGCUGUACAGAGGAUCAAAACUGUCCGUUGUCCAAAACCUCGAUGGCAACGGUGGCUACAUCAACUUCGGGUCCAGUCACCACAGUCCCGUGUGCCUCACGCGGUGAACACACUCUGACAGCUUCGUCUUCGUCAUCCUUAUCUGCUGCGUCACGUGUAUCCCCUGCCGUCACCACUCAGUCACUUCAGACUCCGCAGUCGGCGAGACCUCUCCUUUCAUCAGCGACUUCUUCUUCGUCAUCCUUAUCUACCAUGUCACGUGUAUCUCCGACUGUCACCGUUCAGUCACUGAAGACUCUGCAAUCGCCGAGACCUCUGCUUUCAUCAGCAGCUUCUUCUUCGUCAUCUUCAUCUUCUGUAGUAACUCCCUCGUCUUCCCGACCCUCUCCGUCUUUGGCCAAACCCUUGCUGAGUCUCCUGACCAGCAAACGGAAAAAGUUUGUGUACCCGACCCAACGCGCAGAAGAGGAGACCCCCGAGAUGCGACUGUCCAAACUGCUGAACGCGGCCUUGUCUUCCAAACUACCAUCUCUCCAAGCUACAGUACCGCACACGGGGAAAGUGAACUCGAAUAUAAUGCAUUCGCCGAAACUAUCAGAAACUCCCACUUCCUCCAAGGCUGUAAGACUUCAGUGUGUAGCGGAGCAGCCAUCGGUGAGACAGGCGGCCAUCACCCCAGCCUACCACUCUGCUGUAGACUGUCAACAAAAAGCUGUCAGCCCCAAGAAUCCUCCACAUCAACCUGCAAUGUCAAAAAAAGGAAAGAAGGAUCUCCUCGGAUUCGCCAGGUUCUCAGAUGUGUUUUGUGAUGAGGCCGUGGAGGAAAAGCCGCCGGAGACAACGACGAAGGGUGCAGCAAAUGUUCUCUGGGCUCAAGAAAUGUCUGAAGGGAGAAAGGACAAUGCUGUUCGUUCUGUGGAAAGAAGAGACUUGAAUGUUGGGACUGUGGAAUCUGUAACGAUGCCUGAAGCUGAACGUACUUCGGCUGGAGAACUAACAGUUCGGCUCUGUGAUAAAGUAGUAACGUGUAAACUUGGAAACAACAACUCUAAUUAUAGAUCAGACUCUUCUGAUACUCAAAAUGCGGUAGAUAAACGCAGUAAUCAUCACCACGCUGAUGCAGCCGCGGCACGUGUAGAGGAUUUUAUUGAGACAGCGCGCGGCACCGGUGACAGUCCUACGACGACGCCUGAAGACGCGGAUGAAUUCAUGUUCUCCUCUCAAAUGUGGCGAGCCACCGAGUUUUCUCAGAUUGAGUCCUCACAGACGCACGCUGAGGACGGAUCGACGAAAGUCAUGGCCUCAGAUAAAAUGUAA